Molecule: messenger RNA, 4338 nt
Organism: Micropterus salmoides (largemouth bass)
Lineage: Eukaryota; Metazoa; Chordata; Actinopteri; Centrarchiformes; Centrarchidae
Gene: snpha
Product: syntaphilin
Exons: 5
Coding region: 396-1970 (524 amino acids)
Biological process (GO): neuron differentiation
Cellular component (GO): mitochondrion; cytoplasmic microtubule
Source: RefSeq, a predicted model, not a curated record
CGGACUGAAUGGAGGUUUCUAAACCACGGUUAACCUGGCAGUCAAUAUUAUCCCUGCCGUGAAAACGUAGUCAAACAAAACUUAAUGUGCUGUUAAGUCCUGACAAAUGAAGCAUUAUUAUCCCUCACUGUCACUUUAAGAAGCACCGAUGCAGCAGACGCAGUUGCCUCAUUUCAUCUCCGAGCUUCAUGGCUGCAGGAUGGACUCCCAGCAGCAUCAGCAACAUCUUUUCUUCCUGUUGCCACCGGGGACUGUUCAGCGACCAUCAAGUCUGGCGGGAACCGAGGCUUUUCUACGAUGCGCAUCUUCCACCUGCCGAAAUGUCCAGCUGUAAGGGCUCCUAGCGUCCCACUCUAGAGACAGCAGUGGAGAGGUUGCAGGUCCCUUGCACAUCAAUGUCUCUCACUCCGAGUCGAAAGCCCUCCUCAGGUCAGCGCAGGCGCUCAGUGGGCACUGGUGGUGGCAGCGGGCGGUAUUCCCACAGUGAUACAUCCAGUACCCACACCUACCCGGGUCGGGUUAGGGCACCAGAGGGCAGCCCUACAGCCCGGACGUAUCCGAGUACACCAAGGCGUCAGGCAAAACACACAGCGUGCAGCGACAACCAUGGGAUCAGGCCUCCAACCCCGGAGCAGUACCUUACACCUCUGCAACAGAAGGAGGUGUGUAUACGACAUCUGCGAGCCAGACUGAGGGACAAUGUAGAAAGACUACAACACAGAGACUGUGAAAUAGAUGAGUUGAGGACCCAACUGUACAGGAUGCAGGAAGACUGGAUAGAGGAGGAAUGUCAUCGUGUAGAGGCCCAGUUAGCCCUGAAAGAGGCCCGCAAAGAGAUCCAGCACCUUCAUGAGGUGGUUGAGUCGGUGAGGUCCAACCUGAGUGUCCGUGAACAAGACCCCCAUGACCACAAGCCAUACUCAGGGUUGCAGGGAGCUCGGCCAGGGGGGAGGUCUCGCUCCUGUGGCUGUUCCCCAGCUAACACUUUGAGCCGCAGCACCAACUACACCCGACUGAGCAGCGAGGCUCUGCAGCUGGAGCACAGCUCUAAUGUUCCUGAGUCAAGCAGAGCAUCUCGCCCAGCAGGACAAACCCACCUGCUCCUGGAGGCAGCCCUCCUAUCAGAGCAGCUGCCACCACAGGGCCACAUCCGAGGUCCCCCAACUGUGCCACGGUCUUCCACCUAUGAAAGGCUGUACAGUGGGGGGGCGGUGUUGCCAAUCUCACACUCCUGCCACACUCUCAGUAGUAGCUGCAAGUGCAGUGGCCACACCUACCUCCCCCAUCAUCACUUGUUCCUGCAUUUACCUCAAGAGGAGGCCCCACUAACAGCGACAACUGCUGCCGUCCCUGCCACUGAUCCUAUCCCUACUCCUGCAUCAGAGAAGAAGCCAGAGGUCCGCUCCCAGGCCUGCAGUCCAACCAUGACCUGGCUGUGUGAGGAAAGCGGCGUGGAAGAACUGAGUGUCAUUUCUUUUGCCACAGCAGACAUCACUCCCACAGAACCACAUUCAUGUCCAUCGUUUUUACCUCAUGUGUCCCCUCCGAAGCAAUCAUACAGUGUAGAGCUGCUACCGCCCGACAAACCAUUGGAGGUAGCAAAGAUGCCAGUAGAGCCCCACACCUGCCAGCCCCACCCUAUAGCUCCACUUCCAGUGAGGCAGGACGCUACAGUACUGGAGAUAGAAGAGGACAAUGUGGAUGAAUCUGAUGGUACAAAUGAAGACGGGUAUCCCCCUCAGCCCUGCCACUGGAGCCGCUACUUCCUUGUAGAUCUUUUGGCUUUGGCGAUGCCAGUUGUCCCAACCAUGGCAUGGCUGUGUCGAGGGGGGCCACAGGAAGUCUUGCCAGUAUAUCACAUUGGCUCCCUACUGAGAGGUUGCUGUGCUGUGGCCCUCCACUCACUUCGUCGCCGGGGUGCCGGCAGGGGACGGCGGCCUGCCAGCAUUAAUGGAACAACACCAAUCUGAGACUUUCUGCUCCCUCUGCCAUUGACAGGACAACUCCCAACCCCUGCAGGCACAGCAGAUUCACAGCAAUUCUGACUUAAAUACAUUUUGGUUAUUGCCCCGUGUUGGAUAUCUCGUCCUAUAAGAUUUUUAAUUUUACAUAAUGUCCAGAACAGUAAAUAACUUCGCACCUUUAUAGCGAAAGGACAGGUGACUCAAAAGUAGCUGGGCGUCUCACUUUGUAACACCAUUUGCCUGAUGAAAGUCUAGCACCGAAACGUUGUGUCAAUAUAUUUUUUUUUCAAGUUGGACAGUGUGCGGGAGUUUUCUUUGCUAGAUUUUACAUAAUGCCCUUGUGAUUUUGUGAUCUUAGAGAGCCUUAGAUAACAAAGGAUUAGUUGUACAUUAUUGAAUUAUUUUAGUACUCAAAUAUACUGUCCUUGCCGCUUUUGCCUGCAGUUUAAGUGGUUUUCUCUUUAUUAGAAUUUGCAUGUAGCCCACAGUUUGGUUGGGUUCUCUUGCUUGAAGUAAAAAGCCCCUACAUGGAUUUAGAUGAGCAGUCUUCUGUGCAAAGAUAGUGUGUUUAUUUUAUGAAGUAAUUGAAUGAUUGCCCGUUGAAUGCUCUUUUAAUUGUCGCUUAUUUUUAAUUGUUAACAGGAAAUGGGAGAGUCAAGGUCAUGACAUAUUUUUGGCAUCAAAGUCCCACAAAAUCAGAAAAAUGAAGGACAGUCAGUACUUAUCUGACUUGUUCAGAAACAAUAGAUUUACAGAGCACAGUGAGUGCAGGCCAGAAACAGUGGAAGGCAAUCAUUUUUAUACUUAAGUAAUUCCCACCACUGAAAUUACUGAAUAUGGUUCAAAGGUGUCGGAAGAUUUACCUUCUGAAAAAGUACAGCAUGUGGAUCAAAUCUAGUACUCAGGUGCAGAACAGACAGAUCAUUGAUCCUUUGCCAAUAAACAAAACAUGGGAGUUUAAACUGUACAGACAUUAACACUACUUUGUCUUGCUAAAAAGCAGCUACAAUGUAUUAAUGACCUGAAAGUGAAGAAUAAAUCUGUAGUAUACAUCCUAAAUGUACAUAAUGGAGAUAAUGCCAAACUGUAAAUAGAAAGAAAACAUGGCACUGAGCAUGUAACUUUUCAGAAUGGACAGAAUUUAUUGCAGGGUAUCAAUCUGCGUCUGACUUCCACUGUCUGGCCAUGUAUCUAUCGUUACAUAUUUCUAUAAAGGUUAUCGGAGAUAAAGAUUUACCAUACAGUAGAUUGUGAUCCACACAGCUGAAUGAAUGAAAGCCUGGGAUGAUUUUGUGAAGAGAUAACUGUGUUUGAUACAGGGAUAUAUUUUCUAAUUUUACAAGAAACAAAAGAUAUUUGCACAGCAGCAAAGUAACGAUUAACACUUGAAAUGUUAUUCUUUACGUCAGUGUAGGUUGCUUUCAUAGCACUGUAUUGCAAUUUAUAAUAAUGAUGUAUAGCAUGCAUCAUUGUUGUGAAUGCACACCUUACAAGUGGCACUUUUGUGUGUGAAUUGAAAUUGCUCAAUUGUAACUACAAACUAUGAUGUACAGUGUGUAUGGUUACCAAUGUCAGCCUUAUUAUGCAAAAAAAUAGCAAUGUUUUAGCUUUCAGGGAUCUUUCCAAUUAGGUUUCACUGGUUGUUUAAUCAAUUCAGCUUAAGGUAGAAUAGCCGUACAAAUUCAAACUUCAAUGGAAAACAAAAUGUGUAAUUUAUCUGUGGUUGGAACAGCGCAUAUUUCAGUGUUUGAACUCCCAUGUCCUUAGUUUCAAUUUCUUAGACUUUGGUUCCAGAGCAACUACAUUCCCUUCAUGUUCACAAUUCCUCAAUGUUUCUCCAUGUGCUUCUCAUUGCAUAGCCUUGACUCAAAUACAAAAAUACAAAACCACACCUUCCAUCAGCUUGUACUGUACAUGCAAUGAAAUUGUGAUCAAUUGUACUAUUAUUGCACAAGAAACAACAGAAUAUUGCAAAAUACACUGGAUGUUUCCUCUUCUUGGAAAAUAAAUGAUGCUUCUACCUGUUCACUUUUAUUAUUAUAGUGUGCUGUAAUAUAAUUAAAUAACUUGCAAAUUCGUGAGGAUCUAGCCUGUUUUAAGGGAAUACUAAGGUUAAAGAGUGAGGUACAAUCAUCCAAACUGGAGGAAAAUCGCAAGUUUGUGUUAAAAUUACUCUUUUAAUGUGUUUAGAGUAAGAAACAGACCUUUUACAACAUCCACAGCUUGUUACACACAAUUCCUUCAAAUAAAGAUCACAAACCCCAAGAUGUGCCUACAAAUCUUUGUGGUGGAACUUACCAUGCAAGUUUAGAAAUCUUUCACCAAAAAAUUCUCACACAACACCUUCUUUUGGCAAAAAAAAAAAAAAAAAGUU